AUGGUCGCAUCACUCGAAGGCUUGCCCGCCGAGCUGCUGGCUCGAGUGGUGCACUAUGUCCCUCGACCCGCUCAUCUGAAGUCGCUAUGCUUGGUGAGCAAGACUUUGCAGAACACUGCCACGCCAGCCCGGUACAGAUACGUUGAGCUCGACGAACAUUCGAAGGGCUGGCCAGACCUAGAAGUCGGUCACGGUCUCCUGAGUGCUGACAAGCCUGGCCUUGCACAUGUACGCGAGCUCUGCUGCUGGAACGUUGACCCCGAGAGCGAGACCCGUGCGGCAGCAUCUGUGCGACUGCUUCUACAGUACCUGCCUUGGGAUAGUCUCGCUACUUUUCACGGCUCCGACAUACCAAUAGACAAGGCCACUUUAGUGGCGCUGCUCACACAGCAGACUCGGCUGAAACACCUCAUUCUUGGGCCUCUCUGCUUCGACAUUAACCCACUCCUGCAAGCUAAAGCUUUCACUGAACACAUUUGGGCCAAGCUUGAGACUCUGAGCAUACCUAAGAGACUCGACAGUGUGCAAGAUCUGGUCGCAUACCGUCAUGUCAUACGAAAGGCGCCCCGGUUACGGACGUUGCAGGUGUCGUGCCACGAUCUUGGGACAACUGAUACCAACACCACGAAUUCAUCCCCAGAAAGUCCUGUGUUCGGCUACCUUUUCCCUCCAACUGUGGGCGGUUGCUUGCCCCAACCUCCGCUCAAAUUGCAGAAGCUGAUGUUGAGGGAUAUCGACCUUACCGCAAUCACAAGCAGGUUCUCCGAUGUAUUCGACAUCCACUCGCUACAGUCUCUGGAAAUUGACGAUUGUCUUGACUGGCCGCACCUGCUGACUGACCUCGCUGGGGCAUUCGCAAAGCAUGGAUCGUCUCUGCACAGCUUCUGUCUGACCUCUUGGCGCUCCUGUCACGAGCCCGUAGAACAGCUGCUACGAUCGGUCAAGAACCUGCGAACAUUGCACCUUUUGUCAGCCGAGCAUGACAAUCCAAUCGCGUUGAACGCAUUGGAUGGGUAUCUGGCUUCGCUAGUCGACGUUUUCGUGGUAUACGACUGGUGUGGCACAGGCGACUACGCUCCCGGUAUCCAGCAGCUACACGAGGCGAUAGCCACAAAGAUGCCAUGCCUCGAGCGACUUGGCGUUGCGCUGCCGCCCAUUUGCAUCUUGGAUGCUGCUGCUGAGGAGUCAAGCAGACACAUGUCCUGCUUGCGCUCACUAGUUGCGGUACCCAAGCUCGAGCUGCUACGCAUCGUGAACUGGCCAAGCAUGCCGGCUGAUUCAUUCGCGGACCCUGAAGAGGUGGACAAUGAGACGUCUCGUCGUCGGUCAAAUCGCGCAUUGUACCAGUAUGCAGUGAAAGACUUCAUGCUUUCCAGUCUACAACAGGCAUUUGAGUCAGCCAAGAGACGACCAGGAAGCUGUGUCGUCUGUAUGGAUAGCAUCUGUGACGAUCGAGGAUCGGAUGGAGCUGUAAAGACACCGGUAGAUAGCCUCUAUUUCACCCCGGGCAAGGAAGCUGACAUGUACGGAAAUACGCGAGUCAAUGCGCUCCAAAUCACGGUGGUGGAGGCCCGGUAUUUUCUAGAGUGCGACGAUAUGUUCUGGGCUUUUUCAUGA
Fulvia fulva is the source of this 1617-nucleotide messenger RNA. RefSeq lists its product as uncharacterized. Lineage: Eukaryota; Fungi; Ascomycota; Dothideomycetes; Mycosphaerellales; Mycosphaerellaceae. The coding region runs from base 1 to 1617 and encodes 538 amino acids. The record is from RefSeq and is a predicted model, not a curated record. The transcript has 3 exons.